Messenger RNA from Australozyma saopauloensis, 3645 nucleotides. Its product is annotated as DEAD/DEAH box helicase. Gene Ontology annotation, molecular function: ATP-dependent chromatin remodeler activity; ATP binding. The transcript has a single exon. The coding region runs from base 1 to 3645 and encodes 1214 amino acids. The record is from RefSeq and is a predicted model, not a curated record. Gene Ontology annotation, cellular component: cytoplasm; nucleus. NCBI's taxonomy places the organism in Eukaryota, Fungi, Ascomycota, Pichiomycetes, Serinales, Metschnikowiaceae. Gene Ontology annotation, biological process: double-strand break repair via homologous recombination.
AUGCUGGAUCAUUUCGCCAAUGCAAUAGUCUUAUCAGACAAUGAAAGCUUCGAUGCCAUGGAAGUAGACGAGCCGGAGGACAUGAUGGCGCCUCCAGAAGUCUUGGAAAUUAAUGAUGAUGCGCAGUUUAGAGAUGAAAGUGUACCUCAACCGUACGGUAGUAUCGACCAUUUGCAUGCUGGAGAUGCACCUAGUAUAGCUCUACAGAACAAUCCAUUGGGUGUGCCACAAACGCCACAUGAAUCCGAAUCUGGAGGGGCUCAAGAGUUUCCAAGUGUGUAUACACGUCUGGACCUGCUACCGAUGCAGAGCUCUUCUUUUGGAAACACACUGAGAGAUCCAACGGGAAGACUUGACCUGUUGAAGGCGUCACAAGUCCGCAAGAAUGAUACCCGGAAGCGGCCCGUUGAAGUGGUGGUUUUAAGCGAUUCGGAGGAAGAUACUCCCGGCCUAUCACUGCGCCAUGGCACCUUCUUGGAACGAGCUGGUAAAACGCAAUCUCCUCUCCCUCUCCCUUCUGCUAAUACUCACAACCCUUCCGCUCUUCUUAAUCGUCCCAAUGGAGCUCAAGCUCUACGUCAGGGCUCUGGCACUGGUAACCUGACUCCGGUUAUGGCGGGCAAUGCAGACCCCAUGGAUCAAAGUUUGUUCAGUUGGGACCGGAGUAAACAGUCUAAUUCUCGCCAAAACGGAGUGGUAAGCCUCGAAAGCCUGGCCACACCCGACACUGGCCUUCACAGUACCAACGAAGACUCUCUGACUGAAGUGUCUGAUUUAACGAAACUAAUUACAUACCACCCAACCCCAGAAGUUGCACAGAUAGAGUCUGACGAUGAACUAGAGGAGGUUUCUAAAGAGGUUGCUGAGAAAGCAGCUACUUUCAAGCUGACAAGCUUCAAUCUGACCUACCAAGAUCUCUACUACAACAAGCCAAUCCCUGUCUAUCACGCGGGCGCCUACAACCCUAACAGCAGGCUGGAGGUGCGGAUAGAACCAAGAAUCCCCACUGCGACGCAGCUCCAAGAUAAAUACAACGAGUUAAAACGAUACAUCGAAACGCAGACUAACGAACGUUAUCGUCUUGUUGACUUGUAUGGCCAAUUGAAGGCCGACAUCGAUUCUAGACUAGCAGCUGAACUUGAUCCUGGUCAGGUUCUUAUUGAUCGGAUCAACCAAACUAGUCACAAGAUCCACGGCCUUGACAAAGGAUUGCAGGACCUUAAAAAUGAGGAACACACACUUGUCAAUUCGAUCCAAAGAAUGAUCUAUGAGAAUCAGUAUAUUACACCUAUUGCCGCAAAGCCUAACAAUCAGCCCUCGUUGCAUAUGAACCCCUAUGCAAAACCAAAUGAAGACGAAACCCAUCUAUUAGAAUUAUUCAAAGGAGCUUUCUCGGACACAAAUACAGAUGAUAUGGCGGAGACUCCAGAUCUGUUGGCAAUAAAGCUUCUUGACCAUCAGAAACAAGGUCUCUUUUGGCUCUUGAAAAAAGAGGAGAAAAACAUUGGGUGCUUGCUAGCCGAUGACAUGGGUCUUGGUAAGACGGUGCAAACUAUUGCACUUGUGAUGGCUCAUCGUCCUAAGUUUGAUGAGCCAAACACUACAUUAAUUGUGGGACCUGUUUCUUUACUUCGUCAAUGGCAAGCUGAGUUUGAAUCGAAACUUAAGCCAACUCACACUUUAAAAACCAUUCUCUAUCACAACACGUACAAGAAAAAACUUGACACAUUCAAGCGCUUAUCGAAGUAUGACAUUGUUUUCGUUUCUUACACUACAUUAGCAAAUGAGUAUAAGAAGCACUUCGGCCUCAGUGUGGAGAAAGUGAAUGACAUUGACGAAGAUGAAGACCAAACCAACUACACCUCUCCAUUCUACAGCCCAAGCGCUAAGUUUUUCCGUAUCGUCUUGGAUGAAGCUCAUUAUAUAAAGAACAAGGAUUCUCAGGCCUCCAAAUCUGUCGCACGCUUGAAGGCAGUACACCGUAUGUGCUUGACAGGAACACCGAUGCAAAAUAAGAUCAGUGAGCUCUGGCCUGUCCUUCGAUUUCUCCGAACGAAGCCAUACGAUGAUUUGGGGAAGUUCAUGACUCAAAUUGCUGGUCCUCUACUGCCCAAAAAUGAAUCCUUUGAUGACUACGAGUUAAAUGCUGCUAUGAAGCGUCUCAGAGCAUUAUUGACCGCGAUAAUGUUGAGAAGAACAAAAACAUCGACCAUUGAUGGAAAACCUCUCAUUGUUCUUCCCGAUAAAACCAUUGAGCAAGUUUUCGUUGAAAUGACUGAAGCUGAAAAGGAGUACUAUACCUCUAUGGAAACCUCCAUUCAAAACACUGCCCGCACAAUGUUGAACGAUACCGCUUCUAGAACUGGUUUCGUUGGUAUUUUGGCAUUGCUCAUUCGACUCCGUCAAGCUUGCAUCCAUAAGUUUCUUGUUGAAGUUGGGGAGCUCCGCGCAGCACAUAAACAUGCAAGUCUGAAGCAGACCCUCGAAACCAACUAUAGAAUGGUCAAGUCAAUGCCCCGGGACUUGAGGUCUCAGAUAAGUAUCUCUCUCAGACCAAAAAUUCAAGAAGUGAAACCAUUGAAGAAAGAAGGUCGUGGGUCUAGGGCCAAGAUCAAAAAAGCGUUGCCUCUUGAGGACCAUUUGAAUAGACUAGACAUGUUACUUCAUGAAGAUGAGAAUGUGAAAAAAAUAGCUGGUCAAACUGACGAGGAAUACGUGUAUGAAUCUGUUUCUGAGUCCGAGAACGAUUCCGGUUUGGAUGAUGUCCAACUUACGUGUCCUUUAUGUUUCGAUGUAGUAGGAGAGGACCAAAUUGUCAUUUUUCUGGGUUGCGGCCACAUGAUAUGUUCUGAUUGUGUCAAUAAUUUCCUUGAGGGUAAUGGGGCAGUCUAUGGAAUGGUUCAAGGGUCGCUGGCGACCCAGUGCAUGACAUGCCAGGCUGCUGUAUCCAAAAACCAAUUGGUUCCCUACACCAUAUUUGAAAAAAUCACACAAGAGCGCCUUACUUCCAAUGAAUUGGUCGAAAGUUUACUGAGCACUCGCACUGAUACAUAUGAAGAGAAAUAUCGAGCGCUUAUCAAAACCCAAGAUUUCUAUCAAUCUGCAAAAGUAAGAAAGGUGCUAGAGAUACUCAGACUGGUAUUCGCUGCCUCUGCAACAGACAAGAUUAUUAUCUUCUCAAAUUUCACAGUCACUUUUGACAUGUUGAAGGUUGUCUUCCGGGCUGGUAAUAUUCCUUUCUUACGUUACGAUGGUACCAUGGGAGUAGAUGAGAAAAAUGCAACAAUUGAAAAGUUCUAUCAAGGGUCGGAGCGUGUCUUGCUUAUAUCUUUGAGAGCUGGAAAUGUUGGUUUGACUUUGACUUGCGCAUCUCAUGUUAUACUCAUGGAUCCAUUUUGGAACCCAUAUGUGGAAGAACAAGCUAUGGAUCGUGCACAUCGUCUAGGACAGCUGCAGAAAGUGACGGUUUAUCGAAUUUUAACAAUGGAUAGUGUUGAAAAGCGUAUCAUGGAAUUGCAAGAGAGAAAGAAGGAACUUAUUGGAGCUGCGCUAGAUGAAAAUGCGUUGAAGAGUAGUAGUACCCUUGGAAGAAAUGAAUUGGGCUAUUUGUUCGGUUUAAAUACUCUCGAUGGGGUAAGAUCGUGA